This is a messenger RNA of Cetraspora pellucida, 714 nucleotides long. The record is from the annotation of a GenBank genome assembly. Lineage: Eukaryota; Fungi; Glomeromycota; Glomeromycetes; Diversisporales; Gigasporaceae.
AUGAGCAAAAUUGUUGAAAGUAGAGAAAUUAUAAAAAAUUUGAUCAAUCUAAUUUGGAAAGUAACUGAAAAAAAAGUUGUCACUGUUACUUUUAAUAGCCAGUUACACUUAGCAACCAUCUUCUUAGAUAAUGGAAUUAACACUACUCUAAAUUUGGAAGUACCAAAAGACACUGAUGAUAAUCAAAAUGUGAAGAAUGCUAUGGACCUAAAAAAGAAUUUUGUGACUUUUGUGUUUGUUCUGUAUGCAAAAAAAGGAGAUCGAGGUCAUAUUCUCCUGUGUAAUGGAUUUUGUAGUAAAGGCUUUCAUACCAGUAAAGAAUAUGGAAGUACCUAUGAUGAUGAAGUAGUAAAUGAUAAACAAAGUAUUCAUCAAACUAUAGGAAAUCCAUCUGAAGAAGAUAAAAAUAUUUCUGAAGAGCAAGUUAAAGGCAAACAAAAGGAACUAUUUGAAUCAAAUUCUGAUUCUGAUGAUGUUGAAAAGGCUUAUAAUAAAAAGAAAAGACUAUCUUGUGAUCCAACAAAUCUACAAGAAAUGUUUUUACAACAUAUUGAUUUUAAUAAAGUUCUAACACCUGUAUCAUUGGAAUCAUCAUUGCCAAACCAUUUACAAAGUGUUGAAGAUUGUCAUGAAUAUGAAAUCAGCACUAAGUUAUAUCAUUGUUUGAAAACCAAAGGAUUAAUCUUGCAUGUGGAUUCAAAUAAAAACAAUUAA